Molecule: messenger RNA, 651 nt
Organism: Epinephelus lanceolatus (giant grouper)
Lineage: Eukaryota; Metazoa; Chordata; Actinopteri; Perciformes; Serranidae
Source: RefSeq, a predicted model, not a curated record
CUCCGUCUCUGACCUUCCACUGGGACCAUGCAAGCAUUUGUUCCCAGGUCGUAUCUGACCCCGGUCAGGGAUGAAGAAGCAGAGUCUCAGAGGAAAGCAAAGUCUCGUCAUGCCAGACAGACCCGCCGGUCAACGCAGGGCGUGACUCUGACAGACCUGAAAGAGGCUCAGAAGACCAACAGCCUGUCUGCUCAAGUCAGACAGACUGAGGAAGGAUGCACACUGGAUGAGAGGACCUGUCUGAGGAAAGGCUUGACAGAUGACAGGAGAGUCAAAAUCGGCCUGACAGAGUCCACAGAAACAGCGGAGAUCUGUCCGAAAUGGGGCAAAAUGGACGAGCAGGGGAACAUUGAACCCAGGUUAGAAAGCCUCGCUGAGUCUCCAAUGCCAAACUUUUCAUAUUCGUCUAUUGCUGGACCCUGCGGCCUGCUUUACUGCAACAACGCCUUCAGAGCUGGUGAGAGAUGGAGAACAGACGAAAAUCAGAACCCUACUGAAGAUGCAGCUCAGCUGACCUUUGCAACGACACUGCAACAGAGACGACUGUGCUGUGACGUCGACGGUUCAGACUUCAACACCGCAGUGUGUAAAGAAGUCCUUCUGAAAAUGUUCAUCAUUUACAAGGCAGAUGAUAAAAAGCCUGAGUCAUGA